Molecule: messenger RNA, 4980 nt
Organism: Passer montanus (Eurasian tree sparrow)
Lineage: Eukaryota; Metazoa; Chordata; Aves; Passeriformes; Passeridae
Gene: PPM1E
Product: protein phosphatase, Mg2+/Mn2+ dependent 1E
Exons: 7
Coding region: 62-2284 (740 amino acids)
Biological process (GO): negative regulation of protein kinase activity; protein dephosphorylation
Molecular function (GO): cation binding; protein serine/threonine phosphatase activity
Source: RefSeq, a predicted model, not a curated record
GCAGGGAGCUCUCUGCGGGCGCAGUGCUGAUCCGCCGGCGGGCGGCCGGGAAUGCGAAGCGAUGGCCGCGGGCGGCUCGGGCAGCGGCGGCGGCGGCAGCGCGGAGGAGAAGACCUACCGCCGCUUCCUCGAGCUGUUCCUGGGCGAGUUCCGCGGGCCCUUCGGGGCAGAGCCGGAGCCCGAGCCCGAGCCCGAGCCGGAGCCCGAGCCGGAGCCGGAGGCGGCUGCCCCCCCUCCCGCUGCCGAAGCAGCGGGCGACGCUGACGAGGAGCCCGGGGCAGAGGGAGAAGCGGGAGCGGCCGCCGAGGCGGAGGAGGGAGAAGGCGGCGAGGGCGAUGCCGGCGACCCUCAGCCGCCCGCCCCGCCGCCGCCGCCCCCGCCGCUGCCCUCGCUGCCCCGGCCGCUCUCGGAGUACAUCACGGAGGAGGAGGUGGAGGGCGAGUGCCUGGACCUCUGCCUGCAGCAGCUCUACAAGUAUAAUUGCCCUUCAUUCCUGGCCUCUGCUUUAGCCAGAGCAACUUCAGAUGAAGUCCUGCAGAGCGACCUCUCGGCACAUUUCCUGCCCAAGCACAUGGACAGCGCCGACGGCAUCAUCCAGAUCGAGACGGUGAAGUUGGCCCGCUUAGUUUACAGCAAACUGCACGAGAUCUGCAGCAACUGGGUGAAAGAUUUCCCCCUGCAGCCCAAGCCCCACCGCUACUACGAGACCUCCAUCCACGCCAUCAAGAACAUGCGUAGGAAGAUGGAGGACAAGCACGUCUGCAUCCCUGACUUCAACAUGCUCUUCAACCUCGAGGACCAAGAAGAACAAGCUUAUUUUGCAGUGUUUGAUGGUCAUGGAGGAGUGGAUGCUGCCAUCUAUGCCUCCAUCCACCUGCACGUGAACAUGGUCCACCAGGAGAUGUUCCAGCACGACCCGGCCGAGGCUCUGUGCCGAGCCUUCCGCGUCACCGACGAGCGCUUCGUGCAGAAGGCAGCCAGGGAGAGUCUGCGCUGUGGAACCACCGGGGUGGUGACUUUCAUCCGAGGGAACAUGCUGCAUGUGGCUUGGCUGGGGGACUCCCAGGUCAUGCUUGUGAGGAGAGGCCAAGCUGUGGAACUGAUGAAACCCCACAAACCAGAUCGAGAGGAUGAGAAGAAGCGAAUCGAGGCCCUGGGUGGCUGCGUGGUCUGGUUUGGAGCCUGGAGGGUGAAUGGGAGCCUCUCUGUCUCCAGAGCUAUUGGAGAUGCUGAGCACAAGCCAUACAUCUGUGGGGACGCAGACUCUGCCUCCACGGUGCUGGAUGGCUCUGAAGACUACCUCAUUCUGGCCUGUGAUGGCUUCUAUGACACAGUCAACCCCGAUGAGGCAGUCAAAGUGGUGGCUGACCAUCUGAAGGAGAAUAACGGUGACAGCAGCAUGGUAGCACACAAAUUGGUGGCAUCUGCUCGGGAUGCCGGCUCCAGCGACAACAUCACCGUCAUUGUGGUGUUUCUCAGGGACAUGAACGCGGCGGUCGCGGUCAGCGAGGAGUCGGACUGGACAGAGAACUCUUUCCAAGGUGGCCAAGAAGACAACGGGGAAGACAAGGAGAACCAUGGAGACUGCAAACGGCCGUGGCCCCAGCACCAGUGCUCAGCACCUGCAGAUUUAGGCUAUGAAGGACGAGUGGACUCCUUCACCGACAGAACUAGCUUAAGCAUAGGCUCCAGCGUUAACCCCUUGGAUGAUCAAGGCUAUUUAGACCUGACAAAAACAGAAACUAGUACACCUCAGAGUGCCAAAUGUCUGCCACCAGUCCAAGUGUUUAGUCCUGGCAUACCAAAGAGUGCGGGUGCCAUCAGCAGCUCCCCGGUGAAGAGCGAGGCCCCGGAGCCCGGCGCGCCCUGGGGCUGCGGGGGGAACCAUCGCAGGGAGGACGCCCCUCUGAGCCCGGGGGCUGCAGGGCAGGGCAUCUACAGGGUCAGGGGCUCAGCCCCCAUCUCCCUCGGGCUGGAAGAUGAACUGUUCAGAUCCUUGGGAAAACGAGCUGCGUUCCCUCAUUUGCGGCUCUGCAACGGGAAGAGGCGGCGAGGAGCCAGGCUCAAACCAAAGUUUCACACGCCGCUCUGGGCUCAGGAGCCUUCCCAGGGAGAAGGAUCCGGCCUGCCCUUCCCUGCCCGGGGCCGCAGGAGCAGGAGGGCGCUGGCCCGACCCUCCCCGUGGCGGUGGCUGCCCAGCCACGGCUCUUACAGCGAGUGCUCGAUGCGAAGACAAAGUCAUUGUAUACCAGACCCACACCUCCAUCAAUGCUGUAAAAUGUAACCACCCCCUCGUGUUCCCCUGUCAGACUCCCAAAGUAGACAUUCCCAAAAUAAAACUGGCAUCAUCAGAAAGCGAGAAAAAAAAAUUAAAAAAAAAAAAAAAGAAAGAGGUGGGCAUUUCCGAACUGUACUCCAGUCCCCUGCCAAGCUGAACCCCUGUGUAAAUAGAACUAGGAAUUAAGCAAUGUAGUUGUUUGGAUCUCUGACGAAGUUCGGUGGUGGUGCCACCCCCAGCAACGCCGCAGCGCCCACCCGCACACACACACACGAGUGUCCAGCCACAUCAGCAGGAGAGCCCAGCGCUGCCCGCGGGCAGCCGCGCCAGGGCACGCUCCUCAAACACGCAGAAGGUUGCACCUGCCUGAGAAAUGUCUGUGGAGCAAUACUCAAGGAACGAUCUGGGUUAGAACUGCCAAAUUUUUUUUUUAGAGCGGGGGGAAGUUUCCGUAGAGUCGAGGUGUGGGGGUUUUUUUGGGUUUUUGUUUUUCUUUUCGUGUUCUGCUUUCUGUUUAUUCCAGGUGAGCGUUAAGAUGAAUUAGAAAAUUACAUCCACUUUUGCAGGUAGACGACUAAAAGCCAUACAGGGUUUACCAGGUACCUUAGGAAUGGACACACUAAGCUCCUGCUGCUCUGGUCUCAGACUCCCAUCGAGGUACAGAUUCAUCAUUUACCUUUAUUUUUUUUCCAUGUAAUAUAAAAUGCAGAGUAUGAAGAACAAACUUUUCUUGCAGUUUAAAAAAAAAAAAUAUUUCCUGUGGCUGGAGGUGCAGUGUAGAGAAUUUCGUAUCUUUCUGGUGCUUUUAGUGGCAUUUUUCUCAUUUCUCAGUUUAGGAAAUUGUUCUCAAUGAGUUGAACAUGACUGUGCUUAAUGCUUUGAGCCAACCUCUUCCCACCUUAACUUCAUCUCAGGUCUUAAAAGAACCCAACCCGUGGAGGUGUCCAGUCCCACCCUCUGUCCCCGCGGAGAUCAGGAGCUGUUGGAUGAGCUGUGUGGUUCUGGUGAGGAUUCCCAGGUGGCAAAGGCAGCAUUUCACAGCCAGUGGCAGCAGGAAGGACGCACCCGGCUGUGUGUUCAGGGUGUGGAGGGAUGGGUGAUGCCGGAGCAGCCCAGAGGGGAUGGAGAUGCCGAGGAUGCAGCAGAGCAGGGCUGGGGCUCCAGCAGAGAGGAGGAACUCAGCGCCCGGCUGGGCUCUGCUCCGGGUCCAGGAGGGCCAGGGAGGAACCCAGCUGCCCUUCUUUGCUUGAGCAGCGGCCACCAGCCCCUCCCCGCUCCCGAGGGGAGGUCACACCCGCAGGGGAGCCACUAAUUGGGACCUAAAGAAGCGGCCGAUUCCCAUCAGCUCCACCAAGUCCAGAGCCCGUUCCUACCCUCUGCUACAGCGAUGCACUGGGAGGAGUAUGAACAAAAUAAGUCUUCAUAGGCACUUAGUGAACAAUUCAUAUCAUUUUAGCAGUAACAAUAGCAGUAUUAGUGUUUAGCUAGAAUUUGCAAGUAUUUUAAUAUUAAGUAAUCAAGAAAAUUAUUCAACAUGACAAGAUGGCGAGGCUUGAAUUCUGCCAAUUUCUGCUGCUUCUCUCUUUGAUGCACUAUUUUAAAAGCAAUCUGAUGAACAGCAAAAGGCUUUGUGAGCAACCAGGAGUUGGAGUGUGGCUUUAGAUUCCUUUGAUCUUUUUCAGACUUUGUUUUAAUCUUACGGGAUCAUUGGCUCUUAUCUGCCAUCUUAUUCUGCCUUAGCUGUUGUCAACGUUCUCUUUAGCUGCAGCUUCUGUUCCAAGUCAGAUUUACCGAGGAAAUUUGAGAAACCAUGAAAUGGUAAAAUAUGCAACUCUGGGGCAUCUCUGCGGUGCCUUUGUUUUAAAUUAUUCACAGUAAUAAUGACUCACUGAAAGUCCAUCUUUAGCUGUCAUGUUCUGGAGAGAAAGGUGGUGUAAGUGCAAUUCUUGAUGUGAGUAAAUUAGAAUGCAAACCCGUCACGGAUGAUAAAACUUCUUCCCAGUCUGCAGGAGCAGUUGAAGAGCACUGGACUGCAUGUGUGCUGUUUUGGGAAGGAUCUAGCUUUUUUAGGUGUGGAUUCAUAAAUGGUAAUUCUGCGACUCAUCCCAUUUAUCUUGCUAGGAGAAAAAAAAAAAUCCACCAUCGUAGUUGCAGUGUGGUCAGGUAAAACCAUUGUAUAGAUAGAGCAAGUGUUCAUUUCUUCACUAACUGCAUAUUUAUAGAGUAGAUAGGAACCAUUUGUAAGGUAAGUCCUUUAAAGUUCUAUAAUAUUAAAAGUAGUGGUUAUUGGUCUGAUUAUGCUGCUCUUGAUUCUACACACUAGACAAAAAAGCAGUGCUUGUGAAAUGCAGUGUUUUCUCUUAAUGCCACUGGUGAUAGGAAGUAGUUCCUUCAGUUCAAACUCCUGUGCCCUUAUCUGCUGCUUGCUGACGUAAGCAAUAAUCCCUCUCUAACGGUAUCUAAGUGUUCUGUAUCUCGUACCUUGAUCGUCUAUCUGGUGACAGUGUAAAAUAUUAGGCUAAUAGAGAAGUAUCUCAUUGUAUUUAUUAACUGUUGAUACUGAGAUUUAGUCUGUGACCUGUGUUUUGUAUUUUUAUCGUGUAUCUUAGUGGUGGUGAAAAUUUGUACAACGAAUCUUUCCAAUAAAGAGCUGAAGUAUCCCUCAUCCGCGUUCACACGACCCCGCAUCCCUCUCGGUCGAC